This is a messenger RNA of Xenia sp. Carnegie-2017, 1491 nucleotides long. RefSeq lists its product as uncharacterized. Gene Ontology annotation, molecular function: DNA-binding transcription factor activity; zinc ion binding. The record is from RefSeq and is a predicted model, not a curated record. NCBI's taxonomy places the organism in Eukaryota, Metazoa, Cnidaria, Anthozoa, Malacalcyonacea, Xeniidae.
AUGGAUAGUCAUAAAUAUCAUGUGACGGAAGGAGAGGUAGCAGGUUUGAGAGAGCCAAUAGAUGCACAAGUAGUGAAAAAAAUAAAAGAAAUGCAAGUCAUAGGUGUCCGCAGUGUUGCCGAAGUACGUCGGCAUUUGGAAAAGUUUGUAAAUGGGCAUUUAUUCAAUAGUAAAGAUUUGCCAGCUGAGUCAAGCCGCCGUUAUUAUCCAACAGACGUCGAUAUAAGGAACAUCUUAAAUGCAACCCGAUCUGGAAAACAAAGAUCUCCAGAUGACCAAUUAAAUUUGGAGACAAAAUUAUCUGAGUGGCAUGAGUUACAUCCCGAAGACUUUAUCUUUUACAGGGUAAUGUAUCAUUGUCUACCUUGCGCUAACAAAACUUGCCAUAUUAACUCCAGUUCACUUUUUUUAUUUGUGUAUCAAGCGAAGUGGAUGAAGCGCCUAUUAUUAUUGUACGGGCAGGAGAUGUGUCUCAUGGAUGCUACAUACAGAACAUGCAGGUACGCCUUGCCACUCUUCUUUUUAUGCGUCAGAUCAAAUGUUGGAUACAUUGUCGUCGCAGUUUUUAUUCCAGAAAAUGAAGACACUGGCUCAAUAUCCGAGGUACUCCGAAUAUUGAGCAGGGAAAUCCAGUGGAACCCCAGAAACAUGAUGGUGGACUUCUCACUGGCAGAAAUUUCCGCGAUUGAAGUGUUUUCAGAAACGCAUGUCCACGUGUGCGAUUUUCACCGCGAAAAAGCCUGGGGUGAAUGGUUAUCUAAAAGUAGUAAUGGUGUGAGUAUGUAUAAAGAUGAAGUGUUGAGGCACUUGCGAAACAUCGCCCAGAGUGAAAACCAAGCCACUCUUGAUGAGAACAUCCAGGCACUCAAAAAAAGCAGGCCAUGGAAGGAAUCAGUCCAACUACAAAACUAUUUUUUUAGACUUUUGGGGUUUAUACUUAGAGUUAUGAAUAAAUGGGUUCGCUUUUUUCGAGAUGAACAUCUUCGUAUUGCAAUUUAUACAAACAAUGGUAUCGAAAGACAAAAUAACUGGCUCAAGCACUCAUAUCUCGAAAGUAGACGAAAUAACUCGGUGUCUGAUCUGGUUGACGUAAUAAUCAACCAUUUUUUACCUGAUAGUUACAAGAAAUACAAAGAGCAAAACAUUCGAUGUACGUCAUCAUAUCGAGGCUACGAUGAUCGUGUUCCAAAGUAUCUCCACGACCGACCCAGAGGUGUUGUUCAACAUAUCAUCAGUAGAAUCGACUCUGGCAUCCAGAUUUCAAACAUUAAAAAAGAGACUCCAAAGCUUUUCAUCGUACAAGGAGCAGAAUGCGCAUACCAAGUAAGGCUUGGCUCAGACGAAGAGUUACCAUCGUGUCAGUGUCUCGACUUUCGAACAAAGAAACUUCUCUGCAAGCACAUAUGCGCAGUUGUUCAACAGCCAGACAUAGGGUGGGAAUCAUUGGGCAGAAAAUUCGACAAGUACCCCUGUUUACUUUGGAUAAAGUGA